Molecule: messenger RNA, 3337 nt
Organism: Sphaeramia orbicularis (orbiculate cardinalfish)
Lineage: Eukaryota; Metazoa; Chordata; Actinopteri; Kurtiformes; Apogonidae
Gene: and1
Product: actinodin1
Exons: 6
Coding region: 934-2910 (658 amino acids)
Source: RefSeq, a predicted model, not a curated record
UUACUUAUAUUCUCCACGUCUCCACGUACUCAAACCCUCCCACCUUCUCCUUUUUUCCUCUCUUUAAUUACGGUGCUUCUCAUUGGUUAGUCUGUCCUCAAAGUUUCAACCAAUCAGGCGCGUUGUAGCGUCGGCCCUCGACCCCUUCAGGUGGUCCCCUGUGUGCGUUUGUUUGUGUGAGUGUUAAUGAAUACCUGUUGUGUGUGUGUUUUGUGCGUGUCGGAGAUGACGGGCUCUGUUUAAAACCGUGGCCCAUCCCUCCGUCCGGGUCAGUCUCUCAGAAGGGGCCACAGGGGACAGGGUCUUUCUUUUUUUGUUCACCCCCCGCCCCCUUUACCACUUCCACUUAGUGUUAGAGCCCAAGUGGGUCGAGUCAUCUGGGUCAGGCGGCUUGUCUGGGUUCCACUUUUGGACUAACCACAGGUAAGAAACUGAACAAACAAAUCCAGACUGUUUGGUCUGUGCUGGUUUUUUGCACAGACUCAGGUACUUUCCAAGGAUUCAAGUUCAGGUUGAAGUCAAGUUUGGCUCCUGAAAACACCUGGUUCUACUUUAUGAUGACAAACCGGUAGCUUCAACCCACACAGGAGCCUUCCAGCAACACAUUUACUUAAAGCCUCCAAAUCAGAGCUGAACCUACAGAGGUCACUUAAAGCUCUGCAGGAAGGAAACGCUCAGGUCUGGAGAGAAAAGUGAUUUAGAAGCUACUCAACACUAUCUGUGAAACAGUGAAAAUAGCUCAGUAAGUGGAUUAAAAUGUAAUUUCUCUUACAAAAUAAGUGGGUAAUGGAUGUGAGAUGCAAUCAAAUUUUAACUUUUUUGUUAUAGCGGGGACAAAAUCAAACAUGACGGGAAGGGAUAUUACUUUUACGGAGCAUAAUUGAAAGUAAUGGUGUCUGGAUUUUUAGAUUACAUCAGGAGAAAGGUGUAAUCAUGGCAGGAGGAAGGAGGUUCUCCGGUGUGUUCGUUACCGCUCUUCUGGCUGUGAUGCUGCUGCCUGCGUUCUUAUCUGCUGGACCCGUUUUGAAAAAGGCCAAAGGAGAUGCAGGAAAGAGUAUCCAGGAGAGGGCGAUGGCGGCGGCAAAUCACAGGAAGCUGAUCCGCAACCGCAGGAACAUCAGCUGGUACAAGCAGCACUCUGACUUCUGGAGCUGGUAUAAAUUCUUCACUGACAACGGCAACCAGGAGGCAGUUCAGGAGAUGGACCGCAUCUACCUGGCCUACCUCCAGAACAAGAACCGAGCCGAGGGCCGCCGCUCCUACAAGGCCUACCUGCGCCACCUGGGGGAAAUCUACAAAUCCUGCUCUGACUCUGAGGACCCCAACUGCGUGGCGACCUACAUGACCAGGCCCAAACCGGAGCCUCCAAAGCCUGCACCAUUAAAAACCUGUGACCCCACCAAGGACCCCUACUGUCUGUACAUGGCUUUAAUCCAAGGCAAGAGCCCCUACCUGCCCCUGGUGCUCCCAGUCGCCACCCCUGCCCCGGCCGCGGCCCCAGCCAAGGCCCCGGCCCCCCUGUACGUCCGCUCUGCUGCUCCAGCUAAGGACCCAGAGUCAGGCUACUACUACUACGCUCCAUCUGCUGUGCCUUUCCUUUCUAAGGAGCAGAAGGCUGAGCUGCUUCGUAUCUGCUCUUCUGAUGAUGUGGAGUGUCUGCAGUACCAUCUGAGAGCCGCCUACGGGUACGCACCGUCAGCCGGACAGCUGCCUUCCUACGCCCACCUCGGCUGUGACCCCAAGAAAGACCCCGAAUGCAAACCCAAACUGGUGCAGAAAGCCCCCUCGGGUCUCUAUCUUCAGUACCCGUCCUGUGACCCGCUCAGGGAUCCCUUCUGUGCCUAUGCUGCCUCUCUAGUGGCUCCCCGUGCCCCCAACCCUCCUGCCCCAGCUGGUCCUGGAUCAUGCAACCCCCUGUAUGAGGACGGCUGCAACCCUCUUACCGCCACUAAAUUUGCAUCCCCACCAGAGUCAUACAAAGCAGAAGAGAAAGACGAGGCUGCUGCUAUCCGCGCUCCUCCACCUCCUGCUGAGCAGCACCACGACCCAUAUGCCAUGUUUAGGGAUGCUUAUGCUAAUGCUAACAGAAUCACUGAUCCCUACGCCAUGUACCGCCAGCCUAGCGCUGCAGCUCCUCCUUCAGCGUCUGAUCCCUACGCCAUGUACCGCCAACCUAGUGCUGCAACUUCUCCUCCGGCGUCUGAUCCUUACGCCAUGCUGCGCCGAUACAUGGCUCAGGCUCAGAUGACUGACCCCAAUGCCCCACGCAUGGGGGCCGCUCCAGAGCCCAACAGCAAUGAUCCUUUCGCUGCGAUCCGUGAGGCGGCAGCUGCCAUGCAUCGUCACGGCCAUCACCCUCCCAGACAGCACCACCCUUUUGCCAAUCCCAGUUAUGAGGAGCCAGCCCAGGAGGAGCGCCACCCUCUGGGCCCCCCGGGUAAAACUAAGGAGGGCUACGACUGCUUUAUCGGCUAUGACCGUGAAUGCUACCCAUUGAAGCCCAGCGAGCCUCGCUUUCACCAUCGCACUCCUUUCCCUUCUGAGACCUAUGAGCCUCGCCAGAAUACUGACAGAACCCAACCCAGGUACCUAGAACCUGAAAACCCCCACUGCGACCCUGAGUACGACCGCGACUGCCGCAUGCGUCGCAUCGACCCAGAGCCGGCCCACCCCGAGCCCCAGCCCGACCAUCAUGAGGAGCAGAUUCAGGGCGUUGCAGAAAGCGAGCACCAGCCCGAGCCAGAACAGGAUCAGUACGAGGCGGAGCCGUACCAGAGCGGCCAGGAGGAACCUCAUAUGUCCUACCCACAGGGUAUGCCCAGCCUCCAAGACAUACUGAGGCACUACGGAGACCAGUUCCCUGAGCAGGAUGAUCACAGAGCAUAUGCAGAUGACUACCGCAAGAAGUAAACACGCUGAUAGACGCAUGCAUGCAGAUGGACAUGAAUACAAAGUCCCAUGAGUUCUAUUGCCAUUGGCCGCCUCAUGCAGCUCACAUGCAGUCCUAACUGGACCACAUAUGGGACACUAUGGACCCAAUUAGUGAGUGAGAGGAUAUCUAAACGUCCUCUACAUUCACUACACAUAGCUUCCAGAAGCAGAGUGUUUUCUGCCAAUGUUUUCAUCCCUUUAGCUGUUUUAGAUCUGUUGCUUUGGCCUGUUUUCCAGCUUCAAUGUCAAACCACUCCAGUUCCUCCUGAUUUCUCAUUGCUCAGCUUUGCUUCUGCCCCUUUGCAGCUCACAUCUUUAAUUGUUUAUUGCUUUUUGUCAUGUGAUGGAUUAUGUAAAGAUUUUUUUUUUCAUUUUGAAUGUUCAAAUAAAAAGCUCCCGAAAAGUG